Molecule: messenger RNA, 1332 nt
Organism: Melampsora larici-populina 98AG31
Lineage: Eukaryota; Fungi; Basidiomycota; Pucciniomycetes; Pucciniales; Melampsoraceae
Product: putative carboxypeptidase cpdS precursor
Exons: 16
Coding region: 1-1332 (443 amino acids)
Biological process (GO): proteolysis
Molecular function (GO): serine-type carboxypeptidase activity
Source: RefSeq, a predicted model, not a curated record
AUGCCUCAUGUGACAAGAGCCCCUGCGUAUUCUGGCGGAAAACGACAAUUCAAAUCUGCCCGCGCAAAAGAGUUUUUGGUAGAUGGAAAGAAACUUCCAUCGGUUGAUUUUGAUAUUGGAGAUAGUUAUGCUGGUGUUUUACCCACGUCCAAUGAUCCUAAAUCGCCUACCAAAUUAUUUUUCUGGUUUCUACCAUCGCAAACUGAAGUAGGAUCCAAUGACUUGACUAUGUUUACCAAUGGUGGACCAGGUUGUUCGUCUUUGAUAGGAGCAACUUCGGAAAAUGGUCCGCUCACAUUGGCCAAAAAAAUUACACGGAAUCCAUACUCAUGGAACACGGUUUCGAACGUGCUUUACAUCGAACAUCCUGCUCCCGUCGGUUUCAGUGAAGGAAAUGUAACCAUCCAUAAUGAGAUUGAGAUUGCUAAACCUAUCUUUGGAUUCUUACAACACUUUGUCGAGGUUUUUGAGGAAAUGAAAAAUGUUAACUUCUGGGUCUCCGGCGAGUCAUACGCAGGCUACUAUGUACCUUACAUCUGUGACUACAUCUACGCCCAUCAGUCCGCACUCGCCCUCUCCCUACAAGGUUCAUUCCUUAUUGACCCGGUCUUUUCCGAUGGAGUGUUCGCUUUCGAAAUACCGGCUUACCCAUUUGUCAAACGCCACCAAGAUGCAUUCCCAUUCAAUGCGACCUUCUGGGCACAUCUGGCUGACUUGCACCACUCAUGCGGGUUUGAUGCUUACCUUGAAAAAUACUUGACAUACCCACCUCCUGGACCUUUCGAAGAACCGCUGCCAGGAAGCCUCGAAACCAACGCCUACAACAUGACAUGCGAUAUGUACAGUGCAAUCGUUCUCGCUCUUGAAAACAUUACAAAUUUCAAUUUUUACAAUUACACUGGUCCGCUCGAUCAAGAUUACUUCUCACGCCAAGAUGUCAGAGAGGCAUUUCACGUUCCUAAAGGCACUCAAAAAUGGACCGAGUGUAGUAAUUCAAACAAUGUACCAAUUUCUCUGAACCAUUCUUAUGAUAGAUAUUCACUCAAACGCACUUUACUUGCUCAUGGGCUUUGGGACUUUCGAAUCUUUUCAGAAGGAUCACAACUUGGUGUUCAGAAUAUGACAUGGUCUGGUGCUCAAGGAUUGUCGAAACCACUGACAGUUCCUUUCAUGGUGAAAGGUCAAGGUCAUCUUGGAAAUUUCAGAACUGAGAGAGGAUUCACUCUUGCUGAAGUUGACAAAGCUGGUCAUAUGAUUCCACAGGAUCAACCACAAGCAGCUUUACAACUCUUACAAUUCCUUUUAGGUCAACGAGAAACCCCAUCAGAAUAA